This is a messenger RNA of Suillus discolor, 800 nucleotides long. RefSeq names its product Alpha/Beta hydrolase protein. Bases 1 to 744 code for a protein of 247 amino acids. Lineage: Eukaryota; Fungi; Basidiomycota; Agaricomycetes; Boletales; Suillaceae. The record is from RefSeq and is a predicted model, not a curated record. The transcript is spliced from 3 exons.
AUGUCCCAUUCAGCAUCCCAGUGGGGUUCUCCUGCCGCUUCCAGGCGGGCUCUUCUCAUUCAUGGCAUGACUAUGUGCUCGAAUUCAUGGGAGGGUAUCGCUCAACUGCUGGUAGCAGAAGGUUUCUUCGUUAUUGCACCGAACCUCCUUGGGCAUGGAGGGAGACGGUGUACCAAAUAUCGGAUAUCCGACUUUGCAGAAGACCUCCGACCAUAUUUCGCCAUGGACACGUCCUACGACGUGAUCAUUAGUCAUUCUUUUGGAUGCCAAGUGAACUUGUCACUCUUGCCGUUCUUGCCCAAAACGAAAGAAACCACGGUCAUACUCGUUGAUCCUCCCCUCGAGUCUACAGAAGUGCAGGUCAAAAAGUAUCAGAAUCUGUUUUUAGAGUGGACGACGAAUGUCAAAACUGCGGAAGAGUACAUGGCUGAGAACCCUGCUUGGUCACGACGUGACUGCGUGUUAACAGCGCUGGGAAUGGAGAUGGUUGAUCCCGACACUGUCGAGGUUUUUCGGCGAAACACAUCAUGGUCUUCCAUUGCACUCAAAAAUGUACCACCUCACGUCAAGAUCACCAUUCUGGCAUCAGAUCCGAAGCUCAGCACGACUUGUCCCUUGGAGCACAUCCCUCGUGACAUCGAGAGAUUGAAUGUUAAACUCCUUACUGGCAUCGGUCACUGGAUUCAAUACGAGUGUCUGGAUGCUAUUAUGGAUGCAAUUCCCCUACCAAGAACAAAAUUGUAGCUGUGUAGAGAAGGGAUGGUGUUCUGCAGUGUUAUUUUUGUUUAUGGCGAUCGCAU